This is a messenger RNA of Gadus morhua (Atlantic cod), 22478 nucleotides long. RefSeq names its product protein unc-13 homolog B. The coding region runs from base 503 to 21244 and encodes 6913 amino acids. Gene Ontology annotation, biological process: synaptic transmission, glutamatergic; presynaptic dense core vesicle exocytosis; synaptic vesicle priming. The transcript has 45 exons. Gene Ontology annotation, cellular component: neuromuscular junction; plasma membrane; terminal bouton. Gene Ontology annotation, molecular function: syntaxin-1 binding; phospholipid binding; diacylglycerol binding. NCBI's taxonomy places the organism in Eukaryota, Metazoa, Chordata, Actinopteri, Gadiformes, Gadidae. The record is from RefSeq and is a predicted model, not a curated record.
UAAUUGGCGUGAUCCACUGCCUGGUUCCGCUGGGUGGAACCACCACAGCUACAACGGCUGGUCUCUCCUCACACCCAAGCCAAGACAGCCCCGAAUGUGCCUUCGAGCAGGCUAUUUAAGGUCUGCUCUCCCACUGGCCCUCAGGUGCUCUGCAUGAAGUUGAUUGACAAGGGCCGGGUUGCCAUACUAUGUUGAUUGAAGUGUGCCGUUAACACUAACGUACAACAACCCUUAAUCUUGAAUAAAAAUGUUUUUUUAAUUUGUAUUUGAGGAAGCUGUUUUAAAGGUGUUAUAUAUAUUUUAAAGAUGAUCAUGAACGUGAAGUUUGUUGUUUUCUAUCACUUUUAAACUUUCAGUUUAAUCUUUCAUGCUUUUUUCAAGGAUAUGACUAUAUUCUUUGUUUUUUCUAAAAUGUUUUUUUUCUUUCUUUGCAUCCUUUCUGCAUGGCUCUGCAUCAAAUUGCUUCCUGUCUGUGCCCAGGUCGAGCCCUCAGGGUUUCAGAAUGACCCCUGUGGACUCUGGAAUGGGAGUAGAGGACUGGGAAAAGAGGUACAAGGUACCUGAUUCAGGGGUCUUGGAUGAUUACUUAGAUGAUGAGCAGAAAAAGUGGGAGGAUGACGACAAAAGCAUUAUCUACCACAUCAACAACAGCCGUAGUGAGUCCAAAGGGAGCAGGUUUUAUCAGACUGUAGAGUGUGACAUGUCACCAAAGGAUCCAGAAGACUGCUUUUAUGACACAAGUCUACCUGGUGGAAGGACAGCUGCGUUUGGCAGUGGAGAAGUACGGUUGGUGAACAGGGAGGCUGGCAGUUUUGAGGACGAAUCUUCCCCUCCGGAAAUUGACAUAAUUCCCUCGGUCAAACAGCAACGACGACAAGCUGCCGGAGACGGCCUGCUGUACAAUACCAGGCUAUGGGCCAAGACGGCACUGGAGGGAACGCUUGAGAGCUACGCUGCCUUUCAGAGGGAGGAGGUUGCCAGGGAGGAGGCUCACAGGGCCAGGAGCGAGUAUGGCUCCAUCAGUUCAGACGAGAUGCGGUACUCGUUUGGAUCUGAGGAGGAGCUGGACGAUCUGACGUUUAUUGACGGUGAUGUUACAUUUGAGUACGAAAAUUACUACUAUCCAGAAGGAUAUGUUGGUCAAGAAUAUUGGGGUGAGGGGAGAACAGGCCAUGGAGAAGAAAAUGUGCUGUCCAUGGAGGGAGAGGAGGAAGGGAUUGAGGAACCCAUAGAUGAAUACAUAGAUGCGAUGGGAGAGCUAGAGAACUUGGUUCACUCAGUGUCUGAAUACCUGGCAGUUAAAGAGGAGGAAAUAAACAACUAUGAGUCUCUGCCUAAACCCAUAAGAAGAAAACUCCCAGAAUUACCAAUGGAGGUCAAAGCUGAUGCACUAAAUGCUACACCAGAGGAAGAACUGGAAGAGGAGGAAGAAGCUAAAAGCAAUGAACAGGAAACACAUGAAGAGGAAGAGGUCAAAGUGAAGGAGGAGAGUACUGUUGAACAAGGCAUAGCGGGGGUAAAAAAUGCCAUGAGCUCUAUAUUCAGCACGAUGACAUGUUCAAAGCCUACUGCUGAGCUUCCAGAAGCAUCGAGCACAUCUCCAUCUACUCCUCCUGUGCCACAUCAACCAGAUUCUGGCAUUUCAAAACUACUCUCCUUCAUUUCUAAGCCAAGCGGUGAGGCUACAGAGGGCGCUGUUACAGAAACAAAUUCCUCUCAAGUUCCGUCGACAACCGAGAACGGCCUCUCAAAGCUUCUUUCGUUUAUUCCCAAAUCUGGAGGCUUUAGCCCUCCUGUUGCCAUAGUACCUCCUGCCCCCCAAGAGCCUAUGCCUGAAAAGAAGUUCACUCUUCAGUCCUUCUUGCCUUUUCAUUCCUCUGAUUCUAGUCGUCCAGCUGAAGCUGGCCAAAGCUCACAAGGCAGUGAUUCCACCUCAAACCAACCAACCUCAGUGGUUGACUCUGUAUUAGGAAGGCUCAGUCCCAUGAGGCUUUUCUCUAGUGCUCCUACUUCCCGGGAAUCAUCCCCCCAGCCUGGAGAGCAAAGAAGUUCUUCUGCCGCAAGUGUUGAAUCCAGGCAAGAGUCUUUAGAUAGAGGCAGGAGUAUUAGGAGGUCAGCCUCACAUGCAGAUCAACAGCUAUCUGGGGAAGGGAGUGGGUCUGUGGAACUCCUGCCAGGAUCAGGGAAUGGUUCGGUCGAUCUUCUACCAGGUUCUGGGAGUGGUUCGGUUGAUCUUCUCCCAGGUUCAGGGAGCGGUUCGGUGGAUCUUCUACCAGGUUCAGGGAGUGGUUCGGUGGAUCUUCUACCAGGUUCAGGGAGUGGUUCAGUGGAGCUCCUUCCUGAUAUCGAGUCAUCUGGUGAGUUACCUGAAAUUCAACAAAGAAAGAGUACAGCAGUUUCUGAACCAAAGCCAGAAAGUAGCACAGAGGACACAGGAUUCUUCAGCCCUUUCAAAAAAUCACUGUCCGCCCUCAUAUCAAACUCCGGUGAAUCCUCUCAGCAGGUAGAAGCAAAAUCUGCAGAUGAAUCAUUUUUAGGCAACAAGCUAAAAAUGUUCUCAUCUGAAAAAGUCUCUGCACAGGCACCCAAGGUCGAAGGCGGCAUGUUCUCUGGGAUACUUAAGUUUGCCUCUGGGGAAGAUAAUACCAAAAUCACCUCACCCAGCCCAGCUAGAACUGCGCCUCCGAGUCGUUCUGUACUCCUUGAAGGUGUCCCCAAAGGGCAUGCAGACACAGGAUGGUUCUCUAACCUCUUCAAGGUGGCCCCAUCAGAUUCAGACCAGCAGCCAAUACAAUCACACGUCCCUCCCACUGUCACGUUGACCGAGCCCAGCGGUCAAACUGAGCCAAACACUGAGCCAAACACUGAGCCAAACGCUGAGCCAAACACCCCUGAAGAUUUGAAUGAAACUGAAUCAAUACCAAAAGGGCAAAUAAUUCCUGAUGGAACAAGCCAGUGUCAUACUGAUGCCAAUAUAGAUGCCUUGUCUAAAGAUCAUAACCCAGAAGCAGUUAAAUCUCCACCAGAACAACAAGGUUUGCUCUCUGGGCUGUUAAAACUUGGAUCAACAGAAGGCGUUAAGGCAGGUGGAAAUGCCCAGGGUGCGGCAAGUCAGCCUCAGCAGAGUGGGCUUCUCUCUGGGUUAUUUUCCUCCAAUCCACAAACUUCCCCCCAGGCUCAACAGGGCUCAGAAGGGGGAUUUCUGUCUGGCUUCUUAAAAAGGGCCACAGACACAGUUGCUGGGCCCCAACCCCCCCCUUCCAAGCCAGGGUCUAAUCCAUCCGAUCAGAAUGCUCACAAGGAAGGUCCUGGGCAGAGAUCAACUCAAGUUGAUGCACCUCCAUCACAGAAAGGAGACACUUCUAAUGUAUUACAUAAUUAUGAAAUAUGUUCUUCGGACGAAGGAUCACAAAAACCAGCAACCCCUGAACUACAGUCAAAUCAAAAGCAAUUUUCAAAUGUGGAAGCAACACCACCAUCCGGGGGCUUCUUUGGAGGUUUAUUCAAAGGCCCACAGGUAUUAACCCAGCAAAGUGCUCCAGGUGUACAAACCAAUCAACCGACCAGUGUCUUAUCUGGACUCUUUAAUAAGAUGGUGGAACCUUCUCUUGCCUCAUCCCAGCCACAAUCAGGCCCUAGCAGUCAAAGGUCAAGCCAAGGACCAAAGCAGCCUCAGGAAGGAGGGAUUUUAUCUGGGUUGUUUGGGAAUAGUGGACCAGACACUUCUGUAAACCAUGCCCCUCCUCGACCGCACCAAGUCAGUGGCCCCCCAAGCAACCAAGCUAACCAGCAAUCAGGAAGCCAGCAAAAUCUACUCAGUCAAAAGCCAAUUCCAGCACAGCAGCCAACUGCAGAUACCGGAGGCCUGCUUUCUGGACUGUUCAACAGAAUGUCAGAUUCCCCUCAGCCACAUGAAAGUCAAACAGCACGAGCACAUAUGAUAAGGCCAGGUCAGAGUGCACCUCAACAACCAUUGAAUCCACAAGGGGGUCUGCACUCGGGGGAAAAGCAGCCUCAGGAAGGAGGGUUUUUAUCUGGUUUAUUUGGGAGUAUUGCACCAGAUGCUUCUGUAAACCCAGCCCAUCCACGACCGCAACAAGACAGUGGUCCCCCAAGCAACCAAGCUAACCAGCAAUCAGGAAGCCGGCAAAAUCUACUCAGACAAAAGCCAAUCCCAGCACAGCAGCCGCCCGCAAGUCCUGGAGGCCUACUUUCUGGAAUGUUUAACAGAAUAGCAGAUUCCCCUCAGCCACCUGAAAGUCAACCAGCACAGGAACAUAUCAUGAGGCCGGUUCAAAGUGCACCUCAACAACCAUUGAAUCAACAAGGGGGUUUCCUCUCAGGGUUGUUUUCAAUGGGGCCUACGCCUCCAGCACAGCAGCAGAACCCUGACAAUAAACCAAACCAGCAACAAACUCACCAAGGUAACAGACAACCUUUACAAAGACAAAAUCAGAUACCUCCACAAUCAGCUGCGUCUGUUUCUGAGUCACAGCAGGGUGGACUGCUGUCAGGGAUUUUCAGCAAGUUAACACCUUCUGAAAAUUCACCCCAACAAUCCACUCCCAAGACUGGCCCUCAAGUUAAUAAGACCAAUACACCAAGCGUACAAGCUCAAUCUGAAGUUCAACGAGAACCCCUUUCCAGCAAUCAAGGCGGAUUCCUGUCUGGACUAUUUAGUCAGACUUCUCCACAACAGGCAACAACUAAUCAACAAACCAAUCAAAGUGGCGGCUUGCUUUCAGGUUUCCUUAAGCUUGCAUUGAAUGAAAACGAAUCACAACCAACCCAGACAGGACAGAAACCUGUCAAACAAGGACAGGCACCCCCGAAAGCUGAAUCUGGUGGAAUUCUGUCUGGACUGUUAAGUAAAAUUUCAACAACCGAAGAAGAUCCAUCACCAACUAUUGGGCAGAAGCCCCAGUUUGCAAUUCCACAGCAGCAGGCUCAUGCAGAAGAGGGGCGCCCACAGAUUCAGAGAACCAGACCAGUGGAGUCGCAGUCCUCCCAGGACGUCACAGCGAACAAAGAUUCAAAGAAUUUACCACAGAAAGGGUUUCUCUCAGGUCGGUUUAAUGCUUCAGAUGAGACGUCAAAAUCGAAGGCACCAAUUGUCCAGCCUUGCAAAGAGGAGCUGAAAACCAGUAUAAGUAGUACAUCAAAUAGCACAACUCCUGGUUUGUUAUCCAACAUUAUCAAAUCAGGAAACAACAGUGAUGGCAAUAAUCUGGCAACUGCUGAUACAGAAAAGGGUCUGCUCAGUCGUUUUUUAUCAAAAGGUAGAGAAAAUGUCCUUACGAAUGCUACUACAGCCACCAGUGAAACAACAUGUAUACUUGAUAAAGCACAUCAAUCCUCAAACAUUUUGCAAGAUCCCACUAUCCCCCCAACACAGCGCUACCUUGAAGAAAUUCACCGGCUAUUGUAUGGCACUGCAGAGGAGUACGGCUACCAGGAUCUUUUAUACAACUUUGCAGAGCAUGGUGUUAUUCCACCAGAACUAUAUGAGCAUCAGUGUCUCAUAGAGGCCCUCCUUUGGCAGCAGCUGAAUGACUAUGCCCUUGCUGAAGCUGUUGAGGCUCGGGCUAAUGAGGGCUACCAGGUUAGCCAAGAAUACAUGCCCCCAACGAUUGUUGAGCCUGUUUGGCAGAAUCCUGGAUGGCUUGAUCCAAAACAAAUUGACACCAGUCAAUUCAAGAUACCCUCACACCCCUGGAGAUUUUCAGCUUCCCAAAUGUUUGACACCAGAAAUGGCUUUCUGGAACCCGAUGAAGACCUUGUUUUGUUUGACAUGAGUGUCAGUGACCGAAAGUCGUGGAGCAGCUGUGACCACUUAAAUGAUCUUGAUAAAAACAGAAAACCCUGGAUAGUUAGUGCUGUAAACCUUUCCACAACGAAGACCAGAACAAAGCUUAGUAGGUGCCAAUCUCUUAAUGACUGUGUCAUCCCCGAUGUCAGCAGCGUUGUUGAUAAAAGGGACAAUAAUUAUUUUGUAACAGAUAAAAAGGAAAUAAAUCUCCAUUCUGCUACAGAGUUUCUAAAACGUCUUGCAGGCAAAAGGGGCCCAGUGGAUUUGACACAUGGUGCUGUGGACUUAAGUCAGACCAAAGAAAUGGCAGAAGAUGAAGAUCUUUUUGAGGACCAGGAAUGGUAUCAACAGUGGAUCUCUCUAUUGGACCAAGGCAUGUGGUGGCCAGCUGAUGAAGGAGAUUGUGGGUAUUAUGUUUACACAGAUGAAGAAUAUAUUUAUUCAUUAUUGACCGACAAAGCUGGAAAACACCUCUAUACUUGCGCCACUCCAGAAGAUAUGCUUGUUCUUGGAAAUAUCACAGAAAACAUUGCUAAUGCUUUGAAACAUAAAGAAGGUAAAGUUACCCUUUGUGGUUUCAAAAUACCACUUAGUAAUGAGGAUGAUGGUUUUUGGAUUCCUGACCAACAGCAGAAUACCCAACUCCUUGGUGCUCCUGUGGAUCUAACCUCAGCCUUAAGAAAAGGCGACAAAAUAAUGAACAUGAAUUUAGAUAGUUUCUCGCAAAUGUUUCAAGAAUCCAUAUCUUCCCAAUUGCAACAGCCUGUAGAUUUUACUUGUUACACUUUGAAAAAGAUUAAAAUAGAAGAAGUACAAAAUGGGUAUAGUGAAGUACAAAAUGGGAAUAGUGAAGCACAAAAUGGGAAUAGUGAAGUACAAAAUGGGUAUUUUGAGGAGAAAUUGGAUGCUGCUGAUCUGACGCUGAAAAAACUUAAAGAGAGUCAAAUAGGUCCAUACUGGAAAAGUCAAAGAAAUAAAGACAUCAUCAGUCCUUCAUCCACAACUCCUAGGGCCUCCCCAUGUUCUUACAAACAGCACGUUUCUGCAAUACCUGAGAUAAGAAUCCGACAUGUAGAUGAGAACCCUGAAAACAUGCCCAUAAAUAAUUCAAGUUUCAUAGUUUCGGCAGUUACCUCAAAUACACCAAAAUCUGUACCCUUCAACGUUUCAGAGGGCAUCAAGGCUACUAAAAAUCUCCAGGAGCCCAGAAUAGCCUCCAAAAUUCCUGUGACUGCACCAUCUGGAAGUAAACUUCAAGGUACACAAACAGAUUGUAAAACUCAAUUGAACCCCCCAAUGAAGACACCUUCUAGUAAGGUUCUACCCAGUGCAUGUGCUGGUUCACCACGUGUUACACCACAGAGGGUUCAGCUCACAAGACAACCAUCCCAGAGUUAUCCACAGAUGCCACAAGCACCAAUGGCCUCUGUACUCUCUACAUCAACAGCAAACCAACAGUCUCCCUCCACUUCUGAGAAGCCACAGAGUCCGCCUCAGAAACGAAAGCCGCAAUUCCAUAUUCUUAACGCCCCCUCUUUGACGCCUUAUAAUGGAUGCUCCCGCAAUAGAGUUGAGUACAGCAGUGCUCCCCCCGACUCACUGCUGGGAAAUAGAGCUCUUGAUUGUUCUGCAAGCACCAAUAAAGAGAAAAAAAUAAAAGCCAAAGAAGCAUCACCUGCUAUUCCACAAUGUACAGACACAACAAAGGACCAAGUGGUAGAUUUUACAAAGUACAAAUGUAAAAGAAUCAAGGAAAGGAAGCAGAUGGAAGCUGAGGCCCAAAGUGGUGGGACUGACAACGAUCGACUGCAAGGUAUAAAUCUGACAAAGAAGGUUGAGGAAGAAGAUGCUGAAGUGUCUGAUUUGGAAUACCCUGGUAUAUUAUCCCGAGGACAGCCCAACUGUUCAAUAUCCAGAGAUAUCUGCCCUCAAAUUACCAUUGAAAAUAUAUCAUCAAGAGUGCAAUGCCAAACACCCACCUUGCCCCACAGGACUUCUCUUUCCAAUGGGACUAAUCAAAUAGGCCACAGAACAUUGGUCCCCGGCGCAGUGGACACUCCCCCCAGACCGUCCCCAACUCAUUCUGACAGGUCAGAACGUCCAAUUAUAGGGAAAGUUCCUAGUUCACUUGUUGAUUCUGUCAAUGCUGGGGCCAAUCGAGAUAGAGCCAUCCAGAAACAAUCCCAACCUAAUUUUCCUUUAGUAACCUCUCUCAGACCACAGGUAGAAAUUGACAGGCAAAAUGUAAAAUCCUCCCCUGCAUUACAAACCCAGCCAAUUCACUCUGUGCUUGAAACAAAACCAGUUAGAAAGACAGUUAGUGAUGGAUAUCCUGUGGAAAGCAGGAAGAUCGUUUCUGCCCAGGCCCCUUCUGUGACCAGUCGGGAGGUCACAACACCAGCAAAUUUAGUUAAAUCCACAUUAGACAUGUCUAUGAAAGCUCCACCACGCCAGCCACAACAAACAAUGGCUCUUUCCCAUGAUCUGAAUAGCCAUGCACUGUCGUUAAAAAAUAAACCAUUAAACCUUGAAGGAGAAGAUACAUCGCUGAGAGGGCAAUGCCAAACCCCCACCUUGCCCCACAGGGCUUCUCUUUCAAAUGACGGUAGCCAAAACGGACACAGAAUACUGGUCAGCAGUGCAGUGGACACGCCCCCCAGACAGUCGCCAACUCAUUCUGACAGGUCAGAAAGUCCAAUUAUAGGAAAUGUUCCUGUUUCACUGGUUGAUUCUGUCAAUGCUGGGGGCAAUCACAAUGGAGUUUUCCGGCAACAACCCCCAUCUAAUUUGCCUUUAGUAACCUCUGUCAGGGAAGAGGUAAAAAUUUACCGGCAAAAUUUCAAAUCCUCACCUGCAUUACAAAUGGAGCCAGUUCACUCUGUGACCAGUGGAUCUUUUAAAAAACAACAGGAGGUCACAACACCAGCAAGUCUAUUUAAAUCCACAUUAGACAUGACUAAGAAAGCUCCUCCAAACCAGCCUCAACAAACAAUGGCUCAGUCCCAUGAUCUGAAUAGCAAUGCAUUGUCAUUAAAAACGAAACCAUUAAACCAUGAAGAUGCAAAGCAAAGGCCUAAAUGCCCUGGAUCAGUUGAUCUUAGAGCUGUACUAACCGAUAAACUGGGACCAACACAGGAAUAUCGUCAGACUGCAUCUGAUAAGUAUCCUCAGAUUUCCACAGCUAUAGUUGCAGAAGUCGGAGGCUCUGUACGAAGACAGCAAAUGAUGAAGGAUAAUUGGCGACAGCAGCUUACAAAUGAACAGACACUUUUACGGCACUCUACAGAGUCUUUGCCCAAUUUCAAGGAAUGUCUGCAGGCCACAGCACCAGCUAAUGCUGUCAAAGCCACAAUAGACAUGUCCUGUAGAUAUGCUGCCACCUUCGCUGAAGUACAUCCUAAAGAAACAACUAAUAAAAGCAUUGUCGAAGCUAUCCCACUUAUGAGGGGUAAGCUGAGUGCUCGUGAACUGGCCAGACGAGAUUCUGUUGGACUUCCAUUGGUUGUGGAUAUCCCUCCAGAAGACUUAUUUGCUUGUGAAGGUCAAAAAAUUGGCCAGGGGAGGUCUCUUACAAGUUUAAAACAUAUUGUAGAUGAUAAUCAAGGCCAAUCACAUGUCCAGCAAAAAUUGGAGCAAAGUUCAACAGUUGCACAGGUAGGGCAGCCAGCCUGUGAGAUCUUCCCCUUAACUUCAACCUAUCAGAAUGCAUGUGUCCCAGGAGCAUUAGAUAUGUCCACCAAGACAUCGAAAAUAUCCCAAGAACAUGUUGCAAAGUCAAGUGAAAUAGAAGCAGUUUCAUUUGUGAUUAAGCCAACGGUUCGAGCAGUUGCCAGAAAAGAUUCAGUUGGUGUUCCACUAGUAGUCAAAUCAAUUCCAAAUGAACAGUUGACAGAGAAGCAUACUGAAGCUCUGACAACAGAACAGCCUCAGCAAGCUACAGAUGGAUCAAAAGCCAGGAGUCAUAUUCUUCAUCAGCCUCUCUAUAGCUAUACCUUUGCAGGGGAUACUUAUGUUAAUGGAAGCAGGAUAAGUUUACAGCCUAUGACCCAGUCGUCUAUGACCCAGUCGUCGACAGAGAUUUCAGCCCCAGCUAACUCUGUGAAAGGUACCCUGGAUAUGUCUCCAAAGGUAAUAAAGCAAGAUAUGGUGCCAAUUGUCUCAGAUCCAAUGUCACUAGUAAGGACCAGACCAUCUGCCUCGGCCCGUGCUAUAAGAGACUCUGUUGGUGUUCCUUUGAUUGUUGAACAGACAUCAUCCGAAGCGCAGCAUAUAAGCCAACAGACACAGGCUAGUACCCAAUAUCAACAACAACACACAUCUUUCAGAGGUGUAUCUAUUGCUUUAUGUUCUCCUCUAUACAACCAAUCCUACCAAACAGUGUCAGCACCAGCCAAUUCCAUUAAAGGGCUUUUGGAUAUGUCUCCAAUACAACUGCAGAAAUCAGCAGAACAACCUGUGGAUCUGAACACUGUUGUACCACUAAUAAGGGACAGGCAAAGCCUACCAUGGAACAGCUCUGUAGGCCUAUCACUAGUAGUAGAGCCCACUCAGUCAAAGCCUCAGAUGCUAAAAAGAACCAUGUCGCUGCAGCCAACACAGGACAUCGGAACAGAAGAUCCCAUAUCAUCAGUUAUGACAAACAAGAAAUUGCAGCUCAACAGAUCAAAUAUACAUAAUGGCCCUCAGUCUCAUAACACACCCAUGGAUUUCUCUGCACAAGAAAUCCCCAAAGCAACCAGAGUUAUUGAUCAAUCAUACACUGAACAUGCAGCUGGAAUGCCUGUGGAUUUCACGACAAUGGCAAAACAGGAAAUUGAUGAUAGAAGACAAAGGGUCUUUUAUUCAAUGAAGAAAACCCGCCAAGAUAUAGUUGAUCUAACUGUGACCGUUCCAGACAGUAGAUGUGUUAUCCAUACUGAUGAAGCAGCAGAGGACUUUUCUACUCUUCACCUUGAGCACACAUCGACUCCUCCAGUAACCCAUUAUUUGUUGAGAGAAAAUAUAUUGCUUUCUUCAUAUCAGAAACCACAAUUAGCUGAGAAAGAUAGAAUUGCGAACCAUUUAGGUGAACAAUCUGCUCUACCAUCCAGGGGAAAUGCUGUACCACUGCCCAACUUAAAUGUUUCACGAACCCAGUCUGCUGCUCCUACUUCAAUGCCCGUUCACAUGGCAAGAGAGUCUCCCAUGCCUCCUACUCAGGAUACACAUGGCAGGAUAUCUGUAGUCGCACAAGAAAUUACUUACCAGCAGCUCAAUACUUCACAUGUCAUUGAAUCCCAAAACUUUCAAUAUCAGCCGUACCCAGGACAGCAAGCGGUCCAACAGUCUCAGCAGCAGCAGGCAAGUGCAGGGGUUGACUUCCUCCCAAAUAAUCAUGGUGCUCAACCAACACUCUUGCAACAAACUAGACUUGGCCCACAUUCCAUGCCCUCAAGACCAAUUCUCAUUAAACAGCCAACCCUUGAAAUAUUGGGAAGCAUUGAUGAAAGCAUAUUUGAGGUUGGAGAAAUGACUAGUCGUCAGCAUUCAAUAUCUACAUCUACAGCUCAACCAGAAAUGCUGCCCUAUUCCAGCACUCAGCCAGUGCAGGGUAGAUCUGUUUCACAUCCUCCUCAAUCUUGGAAUGUGCAGCAGAAGAGUGCCCCUCCAGUCGCUAUGGCUAACAGGGAACCUGAUCAAGUGCCAAUACAGUAUGUAUCAAGCAAAUGUCCUGUCAUGGUCCUACAUGCUGAUGGUACAAUUCAACCUGUGGUCUCAGAAAGAAGUGGCUUCACAACACAACCUCUAGCAUUGUUGGCCCAGAAUCUUGACAAACCAAGCAUAGAAAUGCAUUCCAGCCAAUCCUCAGCUGGGCCCGGUUCUGUCCAGAGUUUGGUAUCAAAGUUUAGUGGUUUAGCCGCAAAGGCCAGUUUCGCUACUAAACCUGCAGUUGUCAGACAACAACAAUCUCAAAAUGUAUCGACAACCGCUGAUCACAGAAUCCCUCAAACCGGCCCUGAAAUAUUAUUCGCUCCUGCCACGGAAUGCCCUGAGCAAACAACACCCUACACAACAUCUAAUGCCAGCCCAACAAGCAAGUCAAUGGGUAGGGAGUUGCCUAUUCUCACAGUGGAAAAACAGCUUCAAACCUUGGAAGACACAGAACAAGCUAUUUCAUCAAAGAUGCACUCUGCUAAUGUUAGGGAGGUGUUGUUUGGAGCAAAUGUACCACUGGAAAAAGUAGAUUCCCCUAGGCCAAUGUACAUUGCCAUUGGAAACUCAGAAACGCUACCAGUUGAACAAGGCUUUGAUCCCAGUGAGCGACCAUACAUUAGAUUACCACAUAUUUUUGUCUCUUCUGCUAGUUCACCAGAGGACGAAUUCCUGGAAAAUGAGCUGACAGGUUCAAGGAGUCCAGAGCAGUCUCCAGAUACAGUUUGUAACACAACUACAACUCCUGAAGUUGUGCUCCCUGACAGCAAAGACUCAGCACCAAUACAAGAUUUUAAGAGUACGAUAACCAAAGAGGUGUCAGAUGAUCUGAAAAAGCCUAUUUUAGUGGAGCAUUCCCAGGAAGAUGAACAUAAAUCUCACAUGUUGGAUGAUACUCAGCCUGAGGAUACUGAAGUAAAAUCUGAGAUCUCUUCAACUGCUGAACCUUGUACUGGUCAAUUAUACAAAGAACACUGCCAUGUUACUCAAGAAUUGACAGCUCCUGCUGAAACACAGGAAAAAGCUUUAGUUGGAGAAGAACUUGGUACUUUGGAAAAUAUGUCCAAAGAAGCCAUAUCUUCUGAUGAAGUUGAAAGACAAAUUGAACAAAGGCUUUUGGAUGGUAAAACUUUAGAGCAGCCUGAGGCACUGAAGUCUCCAGAUGAGUUGUCCAGUAAAGAAGUAUCUCCAAUUCUGUCUGAAGUUCAACCUAUUGAUGACAAAGCUGAUAAGGAUGUUCGAGAGUCAAGUCUUGUUAUAUCAUCUCAUCAGGAAUGCCUACCUAAGGAUGAGACAACAUCUGAAGUGGAUCAGCUAGAGCCAGAACCUCUUAAAGAACAACCAAGCAAAGGCUUAUUUUCAAUGUUUGGCAGUGCCACAGUAACAUCACAGCAAAACUCUUUGCAGACGGGAUCAUCAAUUCUUGGUGGCAUUCUUCCUGGUUCUUCUACCACAGAUACCCCUGGAGGAGGACUGCUCUCUAUGUUUGGUGGUUCAACUAUGCAGAAUUCACAGGAACUCAGUUCCCCAACACCAUCAGCCUCAGAGUCACAGGAGCCUCCUGGGAAGAGCUUUUUCUCCAUGUUCGGUGGAACGAGUGCUCCAACUACUCCUACUCCACUUGCCUCCCCUACUAAUACUAUUGCUGCUCAAGAACCUCCUCCACAAGAACCUACAGGAAAAGGUAUAUUUUCAAUGUUUGGUGGACCAUCCACACAACAGCCACCAAGUCCACAAGGGCCAGCUGGAGUUGAAGCCCCACCACCACAAGAACCUACAGGAAAAGGUAUAUUUUCAAUGUUUGGUGGACCUGCCACACAGCAGCCACCAAGUCCACAAGGGCCAGCUGGAGUUGAAGCCCCACCACCACAAGAACCUACAGGAAAAGGCAUAUUUUCAAUGUUUGGUGGACCUGCCACACACCAGCCACCAAGUUCACAAGGGCCAGCUGGGGUUGAAGCCCCACCAGCACAAGAACCUACAGGAAAAGGUAUAUUUUCAAUGUUUGGUGGACCUACCACACAGCAGCCACCAAGUCCACAAGGGCCAGCUGGUGUUGAAGCCCCACCACCACGAGAACCUACAGGGAAAGGUAUAUUUUCAAUGUUUGGAGGACCUACCACACAGCAGCCACCAAGUCCACAAGGGCCAGCUGGGGUUGAAGCCCCACCAAGGGGGUCUUCAUUAUUUGGCAGCAUCAUUCCAGGUUCAAACGCACCUAAAGAAUCUCCCGGGUCAGGGUUCUUUUCAAUGUUUGGAGGGCCCAGUACCCAGACCCCACAAAGAGGAGCUACACCAAGACCAAGAGGAGCUACGCCCGGACCUAGAGGAGCUAUGCCUGGAACCAGAGGACAUCCACCUGGACCGAGAGGAGCUACACCAGGACCAAGAGGAGCUACGCCCGACACUAGAGGCCAUCCACCUGGAAUGAGAGGAGCUAUACCAGGACCCAGAGGACAACAUCCUGGACCCUUAGUAACUACAUCAGCACCUGAGGCUGCACCACCUGGACCCAUAAUAACUACAUCAGGACCUGAGGCUGCACCACCUGGACCCAUAGUAACUACAUCAGGACCUGGGGCUGCACCACCUGGACCCAUAGUAACUACAUCAGGACCUGAGGCAUCUCCACCAGGACCCAUAGUAACUACAUCAGGACCGGAGGCUGCACCACCUGGACCCAUAGUAACUACAUCAGGACCUGAGGCUGCACCACCUGGACCCAUAGUAACUACAUCAGGACCUGAGGCUGCACCACCUGGACCCAUAGUAACUACAUCAGGACCUGAGGCUGCACCCCCUGGACCCAUAGUAACUACAUCAGGACCUGAGGCUGCACCACCUGGACCCAUAGUAACUACAUCAGGACUGGAGGCUGCACCACCUGGACCCAUAGUAACUACAUCAGGACCUGAGGCUGCACCACCUGGACCAAUAGGAGAUACAUCAGUAACUGGGGCUGCACCACCUGGACCAAUAGGAGCUACAUCACGACCUGAGGCCGCACCACCUGGACCCAUAGUAACUACAUCAGUAACUGGGGCUGCACCACUUGGACCAAUAGGAGCUACAUCAGGACCUGAGGCUGUCAAUGACUUUAAUAAAGUGCAAAUGUGUCAGCAAGAAAUUUCAGAUGAUGUAAAAGAUGAUAAAAUACCAGGUGUGGAAAUUAUACCUGAGCCCAAACUCACAAUAGAAGGGAAGCUCCAAACAGACAAUAGAGACUCAACUAUGGAAAUGAGCAUUAACGUUGUAGAGUGUACUGCUCUCCCAACUGGCAAACAGGAAAAGACGAUUGAGUUGCCUCACCCUCCGUCUACCGACCAUGUUGGACUGGAGCCAAAUGAGCAACAUGGGCCCUCAGAGGAAAUGGCCAAGUGUGUCACAUGGAAAACUGAAGAUGUCAGGGAAUUGGAAGGCAAAGUUGAACCCAAGGUAGAAGAAACAAAUGAAACUAAGGAAAUAUCUGAAAUAUCUAAAAUUGCUCUUACUCCUGAUGUCAUAAAAAUAGCUGAAAUGGAAAAGCCUCAGGAAGUCAAAGAAACUGUUGAAGUUCCAGAGGGAAUCCCAGAUGAUUUCAACAAAGCAUCAGGAUCAUAUGCGGUGGAAUCUGCUGUUGAGUCGGAGACACCCGAGAGAAAAGAAGAGAAGCCCACCGAUGAACCUAUGACCAUUGACAUCUCUUCACCACUGGCAGCUGUUGAACAGCUGGGCAAACCUACUGAGGAACCCUUGAUAGCAACUGGUGAUGCAGAAACAGAUGCCACCAAGGAUCAAACGGUGUCUGAAAUAGAAUCUAACACAUGUAGUCCUGAAAAAAACAACUCAGCUACUAGUAGUGCGGUCACUUCCCAAAGCAAACAUUUAGAUGUCUCUGUUUUGACAACAGACCUGGAGAAAGCAGUUAUCUCUCAGCCACCGGCUGAUGAUCCUCUAACUUGUCCUCCAAAAACUCCUUCAAGGGAAUCUACUGGACAUCCACCACAAAUUCAGCCACAAGGACAAGGUGUGGCUAGACUCCCUGCCUCACAAGGACCCAGAUUUGAAGGACCCAGAAUGGGCGGACCUAGAGUGCGAGGACCUAGAGGGGGAGGAACUGGUAUUGGAGGUCCUAGAAUGGCUGGUCCACAAUUGGCUGGUCCAAGGCAUCCAGUACCUCAGAAGUCCCCAGAACCGGCUCCAUUUUCAAACUUUAUGUCUAUGUUCUCUACCCCGAGUGCACCAAGCAAACCAGCCAAUACUGGUGGCUUUUUCUCAAGUUCCCCAGGUUCCUUCUUUGGAUCAGCACCUGCUCAGCCAAAGCAAGAACAGAAAAGUUCAUUAUUUGGCCUUUCAACCGGCCUUCCUACAGAGUCCCUUACAAGUGACCUGUUUGGUAUUUUCAAGGGACAAGAGGCCACAAAAUCAAGUGAAUCCCAGCCUCUUGAAACACAGGUUAGACAAGAUGACCACAAAGACAAAGAAAAUACAGAUAUUGAGAAUGCAUGUACAACUGAAGAGAAAAAUCCUGAAAUAACCCAAGAAUCUGAGGUUCCUGAAAAAGGCCUAAUCGAAAACGCAGAACGAGCAGACAAAACGGUGACACAAGAAGGUGAUGUUACUGAGCCGGUAGAAGAAGAUGCAGGCCAUGAAUCUGUUGGACUGUCCAUGGACUCCGAAGCUGGAGAAAAGCUGGCUCCAGAACCCAAGGCUGAUGUACCUUCAGCUCCAGGCCCCAAGGCUGAUGCACCUCCAGCUCCAGGACCCAAGGCUGAUGCACCUCCAGCUCCAGGACCCAAGGCUGAUGCACCUCCAGCUCCGGAACACAAAAGCAUGUUUGACAUUCCAAGGCUGACUGCUCCCAAGUUUGGCUUCAUGUCUGGAGCCACUGAUGGUGCUUCCUCCCUGGGUUCUCUUUUCUCCACCAGUCCUUCUCCAGUCCUUGCUGCAAAGACUCCACAGCCACCCCAGACAGAUGGCGGCCUCUUCACAGGGUUUAAAAACCUCUCCGCUGGAAUCUUCCAGGAAGAAAAACCUGCUGGGAAUGAGGACCCAUCAAACAGUUCAUCUGUGUUUGGAAUUAAACUCGGUUCUAUGUUCGGAGCCUCAGAUUCUUCGAAAGCUGAAGGAACGCCUCAAGUAGUCACUGGCCAACCUCAGAGUCCUAAACUGGCGGACGAGUUCGGCCAACUAGAGACAGAGGGAAUGUCUUCUGGUUCAGACGAGACGGGCAGUGCAGAUGUUAGUGACACAGAUGAGCCAACAGAAUCACCCAAAACGGGCUCAGCGUUGUCGGGAUUCCACUCCUUAUCCCUCGAGGAAGGUAUCGUCCCCUCAAGAUUUUCUGACGACCUUUUAGUCUCAUCUGCUCAAGUAACCAAGGAGGAGACCGCUGUCCACGACACAGAGGAGUUCAAGAAGGAGCCAGUUCAAAGUCAGGGAGACGGUCAUUUCAGCUCAUCAGGAAACCUCAGCCAGGCCAUCUCUCAGGUCAGUCCUGAGCACAUUGCUCACAGCCUGCCACCAUUGCCAGGGCAACCGGGGGGAGGAGAGGAAGAGGAUGCUGAGACGGCACAGCAUUCACAAGCUGGAUCCAACAAAAACCUGAAGGACUCCUCUGCCCUCUUGGUCGGUCGAGCCGUGGCUAUGUGUGAAACACCUCAGAUCAACGGCAGGUUUGAAGACAGUACUCUUCCCUGCUCCCUAUCCUGGGUGCGCUGGAUCAAGGCCUACAACAAAGUCAGGGUGCAGCUUUCUAAUAGCUGCAAUCAAGAUGGCACCGCCAGCAAACACCAACGGGCCAAGCCAAGUGUGCCAGUCCUUCAUAAGAGACGGCCCAUCCCGCUGUUCAGUGAAUUGGCUAUGUUGAUGAUCCAGUCUCGCAAAGAUGGAAUCGUAACUCACCCUCCAGACAAGGAUGAGCAGCUAAAGAUGCAUGUGUACAGGAAGACGCUACAGGCCUUGAUCUACCCCAUCUCCUGCACCACCCCCCAUCAGUUCCAGGUGUGGACGGCCACCGCGCCCACCUACUGCUACGAGUGUGAGGGCCUCCUCUGGGGCCUCGCACGCCAGGGCAUGCGGUGCACCGAGUGUGGGGUCAAAGUUCACGAGAAGUGCCAGGAACUGCUUAAUGCUGACUGCCUUCAAAGAGCGACAGAGAAGAGCUCCCUGAGUGGUUGUGAGGACCGGACGGAGCACAUCCUCACCGCCAUGAAGGACCGCAUGAAGAUCCGCGAGAGGAACAAGCCAGAGAUCUUCGACGAGAUCCGGAAGGUGUUUGGCGUCACCAAGCUGGUCCACUCUCAGAACAUGAAGACCACCAAGCAGAUUGUCUUGGAUGGAACGUCCAAGUGGUCGGCCAAGAUCACCGUCAACGUGGUGAGUGCACAGGGGCUGCAGGCUAAGGACAGGACUGGUUCCAGUGAUCCAUACGUCAGCCUGCAGAUCGGGAAGAACAAGAAGAGGACCAACACUGUCUACACCAAUCUGAACCCUGUCUGGGACCAGGCCUUCAGCUUUGAGUGUCACAACUCCUCAGACCGCAUGAAGCUGCGUGUUUGGGACGAGGACGAUGACAUCAAGUCCCGCAUGAAACAGCGUCUGAAGAGAGAGUCGGACGACUUCCUUGGCCAGACCAUCAUCGAGGUCCGCACGCUCAGCGGGGAGAUGGACAUCUGGUACAACCUGGAGAAGAGGACCGACCGGUCAGCCGUGUCUGGGGCGAUCCGUCUGCAGAUCAGCAUGGAGGUCGAUGGGGAGAAGACAGUGGCUCCGUACCACGAACAGUACACCUGUUUACAUGAGAGCAUUUUCCAGUACUCAACGUACGUGGAGGGCGGCGGCGUGGUGAAGGUCCCGGCCGCCCGCGGGGACGAUGCCUGGAAGGUGUACUUCGACGAGCUGCAGCAGGACAUCGUGGAUGAGUUCGCCAUGCGCUACGGCAUCGAGUCUAUCUACCAGGCCAUGACUCAGUUCUCCUGCCUCUCCUCUAAGUACAUGCUGUCAGGCCUUCCGGCUGUGAUGAGCACCCUGCUGGCCAACAUCAACGCCGUGUUCGCCCACCCCACCGCCUCCACCAACGCCACCGCACAAGACCGCUUCAUCGCCUCCAACUUUGGGAAGGACCGUUUUGUGAAGAUCAUCGACAAGCUCCACAAUUCCCUGCGUAUCGACCUCUCUAUGUACAAAAACAACUUCCCUUCCACCAGUAAGCCCCGCCUCCAGGACCUCAAGUCAACGGUGGACCUUCUGACCAGCAUCACGUUCUUCAGGCUGAAGGUUCUGGAGGUUCCCAGGCCCCCGCGGGCCUCUCAGGUGGUCAGGGACUGUGUGAAGGCCUGCCUCACCUCCACCUACGACUUCAUCUUCAACAACUGUGUGCAGCUUUACAACUCUCAGUUCCAGCCUAUACUCCCACCGCCUGAAAUAGAGACAAAGAAGGCCAUGGAGGAGACGGAGAAGGGAGAGGAGGAAGAGAGGGAGGGUCCCGAGGAGAAGAAGGAGGAGAAGGAGGAGAGCCCGCCUGCAGAGAAGGAACCCAGCAUCCAGAGCCUGGACUUCUGGCCCAAACUCAUCACCCUCAUCGUGUCCAUCAUCGAGGAGGACAAGACCUCCUACACACCCAUCAUAAACCAGUUUCCCCAGGAGCUGGAUGUUGGGAAGCUCAGCGCUGAGGUCCUGUGGAGCCUGUUUGCUCAGGAUAUGAAGUCAGCUCUUGAAGUUCUGGACGUCAACCAACCACACUGGAACAAUGCUCCAUCCACAUUCUGCAUCCGUAACAUUGAUUUCUACACUGACCACGAGCAGCAGCGGAGGUAUAGACCAGCAGACUACAUGAACCUGCUCUUCAAGGUGAAGUGGCUCCACUGCGAGUACGUCCAGGACCUCCCGGCCUUCGUCCUAGCCGUCCCACCAUGGCCUGUGUGGUUCCUACCAUUCGUCCUCGCCUGGUUGGCUGAGAACGAGGAAGUGUCCCUGGAGUUCAUGAGUGCAGCGCUGGAGAGAGACAAGCGAGAAGGGUUCCUGCAGACGUCUGAGCAUGCUCUGUUCUCCUGCUCGGUGGUGGACGUCUUCACUCAACUCAACCAAAGCUUUGAGAUCAUCAAGAAGCUGGAGUGCCCAGACCCCGAUGUGCUCGCACAAUUCAGCACACGCUUUGCAAAGACCAUCAGCAGGGUUCUGCUGCAGUACUGUUCGGUGUUGAGUAAGAGCUUCACCUCCUUCUGUCAGAAGGAGAAGACUCCCUGCAUUCUAAUGAACAAUGUCCAGCAGAUGAGGGUGUUGUUGGAGAGAAUGUUUGAGUCUAUGGGAGCCAAGCAGCUGACUGUGGAAGAGGAAAAGCUUGAGGGGCAGGAGGAGGAGGAGGAAGAGCCUGAGGAGGUUGAGGAGGAGGCUGGAAGUGAAGCAGAGAAUGACAUGUCUGGUUGCUCAGACUCAGAGGGAUCAGAGUGUGACAAUAAGGAAAAGGAGGAAAAGAUGGACAAUGAAAAGUCUGAGUUGAAGAAAGAGAAGGGAGAAAAGUCUGAAAGGGAGAAGCAGACCGAAGAUAUAGACUCUAUCAAGAAGCUCGACACAGAGGAAGCUACCAUCCUUUAUGAGCUGCAGUUGAAUCUGAGCUCCGUCCUGGAUAAUUUAAGUGUCAUGUUUGGAACGAGUUUCCUGGCCCGCCUAAAUGGCUGUAUGCGUCAGAUGGCUGAGAUCCUGAGCCAGAUGAAGGGCCAGCCCAACCCCAACACGGCCGAGGCUGAUGCAGACACUAUGCUCAGACCUCUCAUGGAGUUUCUGGACGCAACUCUCAGCAUAUUUGCCGAUGUGUGUGAGAAAGCUGUUCUGAGGAGAAUCUUAAAGGACCUUUGGAAGAUGGUCCUCAGCAGCCUUGAAAAGACCAUAGUCUUACCACAGAGUGACGGCAGUCUGGGAGCCCAGCUCCUCACUGCUGCCAAGGGCCUCUCCAACAUGAAGGGAGGGAGCGAUCCGAAGACCCUGUCAGCCAAACAGUGUAUGAUUCUUGACACUGGACUGGAGGCCAUCAAGCAAUACUUCCACGCUGGGGGGAGCGGCCUGAAGAGGUCGGUGGUGGAGACCAGUCCUGAGGUGGCCUCUCUGCGUUACGCUCUCUCUCUCUACUCUCAGAGCACGGACGCCCUCAUCAAGACCUUCAUCACCACACAGCACGCGCAAGUGCAUGAUGGGAUGGGAAUCAGAAUCACUGCUAGUGAGAAGGCCCGCCCAGACCGGGGCUCUGGGGUGGAGAAAGCCAUCGGAGAGGCUGUGGUGCAGAUAGAUAUGGUCCCUGGGAAGGAUCGUAAGGUCAACGUCAAAGUGAUUGCGGUGAAUGACAUGAAGUGGAAGACCUCUGGGAUGUUCCGGCCGUUUGUGGAGCUGAACAUGGCCGGACCCUUCAUAGCGGACAAGAAGAGGAAGUUUGCCACCAAGUCAAAGAACAACAGUUUCACUGCCAACUUCAACGAGGCCUUUCAGUUCCUCCUGGGGAAGGAGUCCCCCGACUGCUACGAGCUGCAGCUGGCGGUGAGGGACUACUGCUUCGGCCGGGCGGACCGCCUGGUCGGCACGGCCGUGGUCCAGCUGCGGGACCUGGCCGGACGCAAAACGGCCGUGUUCUGGUGCCCCCUGGGGCCGCGUAUCCACAUGGACGAGACGGGCCUCACGGUGGUCCGCAUCCUGUCCCAGCGGCCCGCCGAUGACGUGGCCAAGGAGUUUGUUAAGCUCAAGUCUGACACGCGUCCCGUGGAGGAAGGCCGCUGAUUGUGUGUUAAGGAUGAGUGGAAACGCCUCACCGCGGUUCUGGUGGCUGCCUUUGACAGUGGGUGUCUGUCAAAGUUAACUUUAUUGUCAAUUUCAAAAUAUGUGCCAGACAUACAGAGGAAUCGAAAUUGCGUUUAUCUCUGACCCACGGUGCAAUAAGAAUAAAAGGAUAAAAUUUGGUAAAAUAAGAUAAGUACAAUUUACAAUAAUAAUAAUAAUAAUAAUAAUAAUAAUAAUAAUAAUAAUAUAAUAAAAAUGUAUUAUAUAAUAAUAUAUUAUAUAUAAUAAUAAUAAUAAUAAUAUACUUAUUUACGUUCCUUAUUGAGCAGUUCAGUCAAGUUGAUAGGGUGUAAUGUGUUGUGUUUAGGAUAGAGUAUAGAUUUGCCCAUGUUUUUCAGUGCCAGUUGGUUGGAAAUGGUUCCAAAUAUUAUAAUGUAACUUUGUGGAUGCAUAUCAAACAAAACCUUUAACGUUCACAAACAAUGACAAUGCUAUCACAGCAUAUUGUUGUGAUGGUUAAUCUAACCAAUGUGAAAGUGUGUUAUAGCUUACGUUAUAUAUUAUCUCAUGUUGAUGAUGUGCCAAAUAAUGAAAGUAUCCAUCAAUGUUCAAAUAUGUUUACUGUGGUUCUGUGAUGUGGGGUUAGGGUCUGUCUGUUGUAUUGAUGGGUUUGGGUCAGUCUUUCUGAUUUAAUCCUAACCCUUUUGAAAAUGUGUUCAAUAUACUCACACAAAAAUAUUUAUCAUUAAUAUAUCCCUUUCUUAAUCUUGAGUCCGUAUCCGUUUGGGAUUUCUAAUUUUUUGUGAAAUGGUGCAUCCUAUGCCUUGUUCUGUGAAUCCUGAUGCAAAGGGACUUAAAUAAUGUGAGAUCUAACUUUUUGUUUUGUUUACAAACUCUACUGGUAAUAUUACUCACAAUGCAAUAUUCAUAAUCCUAAACUAAAUCAUUUCGUGCAUUUCUGCAGUAGCUCGAUUUAUUUAUAUUAUUCACUCAAUAAACAAACCGAUAACCUCACGUAGCCAACAAGUAAAAUCGAAGGCACCUAAACGGGGACUGCAGUAUUCUCACCUAUCUGGACAGUAGCCUACCUGAGAACAAGAACAACGAUGGUGUAUCCAUCUGUCUGCUGCAGUGAUUCAGAGUCUCUACUAUCCUUAAGUUAACCUGUACCGUUUUCCGUCAUAGCAAUACCUCCAAAUGUGUUUCAUGGAUUAAAUAACUGGAAUACAAACUA